Molecule: messenger RNA, 2712 nt
Organism: Elaeis guineensis (African oil palm)
Lineage: Eukaryota; Viridiplantae; Streptophyta; Magnoliopsida; Arecales; Arecaceae
Product: transport inhibitor response 1-like protein
Biological process (GO): SCF-dependent proteasomal ubiquitin-dependent protein catabolic process
Cellular component (GO): SCF ubiquitin ligase complex
Source: RefSeq, a predicted model, not a curated record
AUUCUAAUUAAUUAAUACUACCAUCCCUCUCUCUCUCCCCCUCCUCCCAUAAAUCCUCUCUUCUCCUCGCUGAUGAGGGAGGAGCGGUCCGACAUGUCCGAGGACGAGGACGGAGGAGGUGGCUCCGCCAAGAGCCGGGGCGGCGGAGGCGCCCCGCCGCCCUUCUCCGACCAGGUACUGGAGAUCGUUCUCGAGAACGUUCUCCAGUUCCUGAGCUCGCGCCGGGACCGGAACGCCGCGUCCCUGGUGUGCCGGUCCUGGUACCGGGCCGAGGCCCAGACCCGGCGCGAGCUCUUCAUCGGCAACUGCUACGCCGUCUCCCCCCGGCGGGCCACCGAGCGCUUCCGCCGCAUCCGGGCGGUGGUCCUCAAGGGGAAGCCCCGCUUCGCGGACUUCGGCCUGGUCCCCAUCAACUGGGGCGCCCACUUCCACCCCUGGGUCUCCGCCAUGGCCGCCGCCUACCCGUGGCUCGAGAAGCUCUGCCUUAAGAGGAUGUCCGUCGCCGACGGCGACCUCUCCCUCCUUGCUCACUCCUUCCCUAAUUUCAGGGAGCUCUCCCUUAUUUGCUGCGAAGGUUUCAGCACCGCCGGCCUCGCCGUCAUCGCCGAGAAGUGCAGGCAUCUUCGAGUGCUAGAUCUGAUAGAAGACUAUUUGGAGGAUGAUGAGGAUGAGAUGGUGGACUGGAUUUCGAGGUUUCCGGAAACGACCACCUGCUUGGAGUCGCUUGGGUUUGAUUGUGUUGGCGGUGCAGUCAAUUUCGAGGCCUUGGAGGCGCUCGUCACCCGCUCGCCCGCCCUGCGGCGGCUGCGGGUGAACCACCACGUCUCCGUGGAGCAGCUCCACCGCCUCAUGGCACGGGCGCCCCAGCUGACUCACCUCGGCACCGGGUCGUUCGGAUCGGCCGCCGCCGCCGCCGCCGCCGCAAUCCCACAAGGAGGGAACAAUGUGGUCGAUCUGGUGUCUACCUUUGCUGCCUCUAAGUCACUCGUUUGCCUCUCAGGCUUUCGCGAUAUGGCGCCUCAGUACCUCCCGGCUAUCUACCCUGUCUGCGCCAGCCUCACCUCCCUCAACUUCAGCUUUGCGGAGAUCAGCGCCGAGGAGCUCAUCCCAGUGAUCCGCCACUGCCACAGUCUUCAGAUUUUCUGGGUGCUUGAUACAGUGCGAGACGAAGGGCUUCAGGCAGUGGCAGCGACAUGCAAGGACCUCCGGGAGCUGAGGGUGUUUCCUUUGGAUGCGACGGAGGAUUCUGAGGGGUCUGUCUCAGAUGUCGGCCUCAUUGCAAUCUCUGAAGGCUGUCGGAAGCUCCGUUCCAUUCUUUAUUUCUGCCAGCAGAUGACCAACGUGGCCGUCGUGACCAUGUCCAAGAAUUGCCAGGACCUGGUGGUGUUCCGCCUCUGUAUCAUGGGUCGGCGCCGCCCCGAUCACGUAACUGGAGAGCCCAUGGAUGAGGGGUUUGGGGCUAUAGUAAUGAACUGCAAGAAGCUCAGGAGGCUUGCUGUGUCUGGAUUGCUCACUGACAAGGCAUUUGCUUACAUUGGGAAGUAUGGCAAGCUGGUGAGGACGCUUUCUGUUGCUUUUGCUGGGAACACUGACUUGGCGCUGAUGUAUGUUUUGGAAGGGUGCACCAAAUUGCAGAAGCUUGAGAUCAGGGAUAGCCCAUUUGGGGAUUCCGCUCUUCCUGCGGGGCUUCACCAUUAUUACAACAUGAGGUUCCUCUGGAUGUCUUCUUGCAAGCUGUCUGUAAGGGGAUGCAUGGAGGUGGCUCAAAGGUUACCUCACUUGGUGGUAGAAGUCAUUAGGGAAAGAGAUGAAGAUGAUGACCAUGAGGCUGUUGAGAAGUUAUACAUGUAUCGAUCUCUAGCAGGGCCAAGGAACGAUGCACCACCUUUUGUGGAGAUCUUAUAGAAGUACUCUCUCCAUAUUGAUUGGAGGGGAAGACAAUAUUUGCCAUUUAUUUGUGGAUCAGCCAAGGAGCUUAUUUUUGGUUGGGUAGUGGAUUUGAAUUGAUGCAGUGAGGGUGAGUCUGUUGGGUGUUUUUCACAUCCCCUCAGAGAGUUCAUCUGCUCCAUGCCAAGAAGAAAACUCCAGCAUUUUAUGGUUCCAUUAUCACUUCUGCAUCAUUGUUGGGCUGUGGAAUGGCAGUUGCAGUAUGAGAUCAUGAGUAACUGUAUCAUUAUUUCAGUGCAUCUCUUUGUUCCGGUUGAAAAUCCAGCAAGUUUGAUGAAGUGGAAGCCGAAAACAAACUCAAAGUUAUGUUAUAUCAGUAGGUCAUUAUUUAUAUAUAUCUACCUGAAUUAGAGUUCAUGGAGCAAGGCUGAACAGUAAUUUUGAGCAAGUCCAGUUGGGUUUUUGAUGGUAGGUGAUACUUGGAAGUCUCAAACAAUAACUUCAUGGUGGCAUCUCCUUCUAUCAAGCAAUAUGGAUAAGUAGUACACGUGCAUUGUUGGAUCACUUUGCUUCGGGGCAGGUGUUCAAAUCCUGAGGUGAAAUUUGAUCUUGAAAAUUUUAUUUGUUGAUUGUAGGAUUUUAAGUCAUAUGUGGAAGAGUUAGCUCUGAACGUUUCUUAGUCCAUUUUAUCUGGUUCUGUUAUUGUCCGGUCAUAUAAACACAAAAUUUCUGUAGAAAUUUGAGUCAUUCUCACCUUUUUCUUCAUAUAUCACUGUUGCAUUGCUACAUUAAAUGCACUGGUCAUAAAGUCUUAAAAUCAUUUCU